Messenger RNA from Penicillium digitatum Pd1, 2163 nucleotides. Its product is annotated as protein kinase COQ8. Gene Ontology annotation, biological process: ubiquinone biosynthetic process. The record is from RefSeq and is a predicted model, not a curated record. Lineage: Eukaryota; Fungi; Ascomycota; Eurotiomycetes; Eurotiales; Aspergillaceae.
AUGUCAGGCAAGCGUCUGCUCGACGCGAUCCAGUUCCUCAAUGCGUCCAAAACGAUUGCAGCCAAACAUCUGGCCAUCCGGCAACGCCAGCUAGAUGUAUAUACGCGCACAUCCUCCCUGACCAAAGGAAUCAAGGCCCAAACAGAGGGCCUGAUCCUGACCGCUCAAGCUGCUGCCGCAUUAGCACGCCGAUUCGACGAACCGUCGCCACCAUCUGCGCCGAGCCCGGCAGACUUACCCGACAAGUCGACACCGGCCGAUAAGCCACCCGCCAUCACUACAACAUCGCCACCCCCCGACCUUGCCCGCAAACUGCAACACCAGGCCGAAUCGCAGAUCCCGGCUUCCACGACAACAUACAAUAACGAUGAGAAAUUGGGCGGCCUGGAUGUAAGCAAGCAGCAGGAUGUCUUCUAUAAGCCAUCGCUUCGGUCAGAGCCGGAUCCCUCAGGACUACCGAGAGUGAAGAUACCUAAGGCCACGGGCGAUGCUCAAGUUACUAGUAAUGGGUUGAACGCAGAUGUUUUCCACUCGCCUGUUGAGUCGGACAAGCCUGCUAUGGUCGAGGAGGAGAUGUCCGAGGAGAUGAUCCAGAAUCUUUUCCACAGCCCGAGAGUGUCGCGCAUGAUCUCCGGAAAGCCGACGCUGAAGAGGGACUGGAAGCUAGCCGCGAAGCCUCAGCAGCCGGUUGCGGAUGUUGCUAAGCCCGUCUCCACAGUGGCUCCGAAGGCCGAGGCUCAGGAAAUGGAAGAGCUUGCGGCUAGCGUUGCCGAAGAUGUGGUGCCUAGCCCGAGUACUAUCGGUGAGGUCAAGGAGCAAAAAGGGUACCAGAUGCUGGAGUCCCGCGUUCCGUCAUCUCGUCUAGGCAGAUUGUGGCAGUAUGGUGGUCUAGCGACCUCAAUGGCAUUUGGCGCUGUCGGGGAGAGGCUACGGCGGGCCACUGGCAGCGAAGAAAAUGGCUCGAUUCUGUUCAAUGCUGGUAACAUGGAACGAAUGGUAGCUAAGCUGUCCAAAAUGCGCGGUGCAGCUCUCAAGCUGGGACAGAUGCUGAGCAUCCAAGACUCCAACAUGCUCCCCGAACAAAUCCAGCAAGUCCUUCAACGCGUGCAAGAUCGCGCAGACUACAUGCCCGCCUGGCAGCGCGACAAAGUCCUUGCUGACAACCUCGGACCCAACUGGCGCGACCUCUACACCUCGUUCAACGAGGUUCCCAUGGCAGCAGCCUCAAUUGGCCAAGUACACUCAGCCGUCCUUAAAAGCACCGGUCAACCCGUCGCCGUAAAAAUUCAAUACCCAGGCGUCGCCGACUCCAUCGACAGCGAUCUAAACAACCUCUCCAUUCUCUUAACAGCCUCCCGCCUCCUUCCAAGAGGCCUGUACCUUGACAAGACAAUCGCAAACGCACGCACCGAACUAGCCUGGGAAUGCGACUACAUCCGCGAAGCCGCGGGCGCCACUCGCUUCCGCGAGCUCCUAGCCGACGACCCCGUUUUCAUCGUUCCCGAGAUCAUCGCCCACGCCUCGGGCAAACAAGUCCUCACGAUGGAAAUGCUCGAAGGGGUAGCUGUAACCAAAGUAACCGACUUCACGCAAACCCAACGUGACUGGAUCGGCACACAAAUCAUGCGCCUCUGCCUCCGCGAGAUCGCCGAAUUCCACUACAUGCAAACCGACCCGAACUGGACCAACUUCCUAUACAACGCCUCUACGAACAAACUCGAACUCCUCGACUUCGGCGCAUCCCGCGCCUACCCGGAAGAAUUCAUCACCACCUACGUGCGCACGCUAAUCGCCGCUUCCCGCAACGACCGUCAAAGCUGCCACGACCUCUCGGUCAAACUGGGAUACCUGACCGGGAUGGAAUCGCAGGCGAUGGUUGACGCACACGUCAGCUCGAUCACGACCAUCGCCGAGCCAUUCAUGCUUUCCUCACCCGAUCUAUAUGAUUUCAGUAACCAGACGAUCACGGACCGCGUGCGCGCGCUUAUCCCAGUCAUGAUUCGGGAACGGCUGGCGCCGCCGCCUGAGGAGACAUACUCGCUACAUCGGAAGUUAAGUGGGGCUUUCUUGCUUUGUGCCAGACUUGGUAGCUCGGUGCCUUGUAAAGCUUUGUUCACUGAGGCUGUUGAGGCGGCGCGGAGGAAUGGGUUGAAGGUCGACUAG